This is a messenger RNA of Phialemonium atrogriseum, 1233 nucleotides long. RefSeq names its product putative methyltransferase-domain-containing protein. The record is from RefSeq and is a predicted model, not a curated record. The transcript has a single exon. Gene Ontology annotation, molecular function: rRNA (adenine) methyltransferase activity. Bases 79 to 963 code for a protein of 294 amino acids. Gene Ontology annotation, cellular component: nucleolus. Lineage: Eukaryota; Fungi; Ascomycota; Sordariomycetes; Cephalothecales; Cephalothecaceae.
AAUCUCAACUUGGGACCCUCUCAGGUCCGCCGUCAAACUCGCUUGUGUUCUUGCGAGCCAAGUGGGAAUCUAGUCACUAUGGCCGUCAAGAAGAAGAAUAAGCGCCAACCUCUGAGUCUGGCUUCAGGCCGACCCCCUACAGUUCAGCGAUCGAAAUCGAUAUCUCGAAAAGCUACGAAGUCGCUCAUCAACAAACACCAUCUUCUAGAGAAGCGGCGGCAACAGGCCAUUGCAAAGGGCGAUGAAGCUGAAGUAUCUGCUGUUGCCGCAGAAAUUGAAUCCUUGGGCGGCAUUGAGAAGUACCAGCAAGCCAGUCUCCAAGGCCAGAGGGAGGAUCGGGGCGGAGACAGUUCCAGAGUCUUGAUGGGGUGGCUGGAUCCAGCUACCAGCCUCCCCAAGGAUCCGGACGGAAGGCGGCUUCGUCUGCUAGAGGUCGGGGCUCUCAGCGUUGACAACGCUUGCUCGAGGAGCGGUCUUUUCGAUAUCGAAAGGAUUGACUUGAACAGCCAGUCGAAAGGCAUUCUUCAGCAAGACUUCAUGGAAAGGCCGUUGCCUCGUGAUGCUACCGAGAAGUUCGAUCUCAUUAGUCUCUCCUUGGUGCUCAAUUUUGUGCCUGAUCCAAAAGGGAGAGGCGAGAUGCUGCUCCGUACGCUCAAGUUUCUCCAUGAGGCAGACAACUGUCCUUCCACUUCGUCCGAACUUUACUUUCCAGGCCUCUUUCUCGUCUUGCCAGCGCCCUGUGUCUCAAACUCUCGUUACCUGGAUGAAGAGAGACUAGUGGCUAUCAUGGCUUCCAUUGGCUAUGUGAAAGUGGUGUCCAAGGCAACGCAGAGGCUGGUGUACUACCUGUGGAAGAGGAGCUUCAACCAACCACACGGUUCUCAAUCCUUUCCGAAAGAAGAGAUCCGCGGUGGGCCGUCAAGAAACAACUUUGCCAUAGUGUUAAAGCAAUCAACAGGAUGAUCUUACUCAACAAUUGAGGUCGUGCACCAUUUCAGAGGCGGCGCGAUCCCCGAUUGGACGUGAGACUGCGCUUCCCCAGGUCUAUCCUCCGACAGCUCAGCGUUUGCCAUAGGCUCACAAUAGAAGUGGCGACACUUCCACAUGCGGGGUUCCUCAACGAGCCGUUUCCAGCAACAGCAAGGUUGGGAUCGUGAGCCAGACCAGAUUACACCCAUCGGCAAUAGAAGGGGACAUCAUCCAUCCUAUCACAGUUGCUUAUUAUUCGGUGGG